CGCCGCCGCCGCGGACAGCUGCGCUCGGGUGUGUGAGGCGAUUGUGACCAUGGCUGCUGAAUCUGAUGUUCUGCACUUCCGAUUUGAACAACAAGGCGAUGUCAUCUUGCAGAAAAUGAACCUCUUGAGACAGCAGAAUUUAUUUUGUGACGUGUCAAUUUAUAUUAAUGACACUGAGUUCCAGGGGCACAAGGUGAUUCUAGCUGCUUGCUCAACUUUUAUGAGAGAUCAGUUUUUACUAACACAGUCAAAACAUGUGAGAAUCACCAUCUUACAGAGUGCAGAAGUUGGCAGAAAAUUGCUGCUCUCUUGUUAUACAGGAGCACUUGAAGUUAAGAGGAAAGAGCUUUUGAAAUAUUUGACUGCUGCUAGCUACCUCCAGAUGGUUCACAUUGUGGAAAAGUGUACAGAAGCAUUAUCAAAGUAUUUGGAAAUUGAUCUUUCUAUGAAAAAUAGCAAUCAGCAUUCUGACCUUUGUCAGUCCUCCGAUCUAGAUGUUAAGAAAGAAGACAGUUCGGAUAAAGACUGUGAGAUCAUUGAAAUCUCAGAAGAUAGUCCUGAAAACAUAGAUUUCCACAUUAAGGAAGAGGAAAGCAGUGCUUUGCAGUCUACAAUCGAAAACUUGACACCAGAGAGAAAGGAAACAAAAUCACCAGACUUGUCAUCAAUCGACAUAGGUUUUAAAGACAAUGAAAUUUGUAUCCUCCAUGUGGAAUCCAUUGGUACUCCUGUUGUGGAGAACGAGCCAUUUUCACAACCUUGUACGUCUUCAAAAGCAAGCAUGUAUUUUUCAGAAACACAGCAUUCAUUGAUUAAUUCAACGGUUGAGAGCAGAGUGGCAGAAGUUCCUGGGACACAUGAUCAGGGAUUAUUUUGUGAAAAUACUGAAGUAAGUCAUGGUGCAGUGAAUGAGAUUCAGAAUCUGGAUGAUGCCUAUUCACUGAGACACCAGUGCCCCAGGUGUCCUCGGGGAUUUCUUCAUGUUGAAAACUAUCUGCGUCAUCUUAAGAUGCAUAAACUAUUCUUGUGUUUGCAGUGUGGAAAAACAUUUACACAGAAGAAAAAUCUUAACCGGCACAUUCGUGGGCACAUGGGUAUACGGCCCUUUCAGUGUACAGUGUGCUUGAAGACAUUUACUGCUAAAAGUACACUUCAGGACCACUUGAACAUACACAGUGGAGAUCGGCCAUACAAAUGCCACUGUUGUGACAUGGAUUUCAAGCACAAAUCUGCCCUCAAAAAGCACUUAACUUCUGUUCAUGGUAGAAGCAGUGGGGAGAAACUGCCGAGGCAUGAUCUCCAAACGCAAAACCUACUAUAGUUAGAAUCAUACUUUGCCUUGUAAGCCUUAUCCCUCUGUUAGACAAAUCUUUCUGAAGAAAUGCAGCAUUUGUAAUAUUGCAUUCCCUCCCCCCCAAAUCGUUGGGUCUUGUUAAUUGGUCUGCCUACAUGUUAUUCUUUCUGAACUUCUACCAGUUCUAAAGUUGUGGAGACAAUAGUGGAGCUGAUGGGAUUGGAUUCUGUCUGACUCAUACAUUAUCUAUAAAUCUCAGUGUUAUAUCUAGAGUUGUGUUCCUCUCCUAAAUCUUGAUUCUAAUGACAAGAUCAAGGAUUUUCAUAUUCUGA
This is a messenger RNA of Sorex fumeus (smoky shrew), 1626 nucleotides long. RefSeq names its product zinc finger and BTB domain containing 6 (gene ZBTB6). Lineage: Eukaryota; Metazoa; Chordata; Mammalia; Eulipotyphla; Soricidae. Gene Ontology annotation, biological process: regulation of transcription by RNA polymerase II. The coding region runs from base 50 to 1321 and encodes 423 amino acids. The record is from RefSeq and is a predicted model, not a curated record. Gene Ontology annotation, molecular function: protein binding; RNA polymerase II cis-regulatory region sequence-specific DNA binding; DNA-binding transcription factor activity, RNA polymerase II-specific. The transcript is spliced from 2 exons.